CACGGCAGCGGCUCUGUGAUUGGUCGGCGCUCGGUGGGUCCAUUGAAUGCGGAGUGGUCGGUGAAUCCUGCUGCAGCUGCUGUUUGGACCGGAUCGACUCUGCUCUUCCCGCAAGAUGACGUCAAUUUCCCAAACGAAGGAACUGUUCAGGAGAGCAGAUGCUGUGUGUUUCGAUGUGGACAGCACAGUCAUCAAAGAGGAGGGCAUCGAUGAACUCGCCAAAUUCUGUGGUGUUGGGGAUGCCUGCACUGAGAUAACUCGGAAAGCAAUGGGCGGCUCAUUGACGUUCAAAACGGCCCUGACUGAGCGUCUCUCCAUCAUCCGAUGUUCCAGAGAGCAAGUGAACAAGCUGAUAACAGACCACCCACCUCAGCUCACACCAGGCAUCAGGGAGCUGGUGGACGAUCUGCACCAGCGCAACAUAAAGGUGUUCCUCGUUUCAGGAGGAUUCCGCUGCAUCGUCGAACAUGUGGCCACUCAGCUCAACAUUCCUCUGCAGCACGUCUAUGCAAACAGGCUCAAGUUCUACUUCAACGGAGAGUAUGCUGGUUUCGAUGAGAGUCAGCCCACAGCUGAGAGCGGUGGAAAGGGGAAGGUCAUCAACCUGCUGAAGGAACAAUACGGCUUCAAGACCGUGGUGAUGAUCGGGGAUGGAGCCACCGAUCUUGAGGCCUGCCCUCCUGCUAGUGCAUUUAUUGGAUUUGGCGGGAACGUCACCAGGCCGCAGGUGAAGGAGAGGUGUUCGUGGUACGUGACCAGUUUCGGCGAGCUCCUAAAAGAACUGGAGAAGAUUUAAAGAUGCGAAAAUGAACUGUUAUUCAUUUUAACAUUUCACAUUUGCAAAUCUGAUGGUUUUAUCAGGUGCACAAAGUUCCUUAGACUCUCAAUAGAUUUUUUUAAUAAUAAAUGGAUAUGUUUACAUCAGUGAGACCGGUUUUACCUUCAUGGAGAUAUUGCCUUAUUGAUUUUUUAUACUAGGAGAUACUACAAGAAUAACCAAGCACUAUGUGUGGAAGGUUACGAAGACUUUAGUAUUUUGCACUUUUUGCAUCAAAGCCUUUAGUUAAGCUAAUACAACUCCUGUACAUUAUGUCAAUGUGCAAUGAGCGUUAGAAGUGUUUGAAUUAUGUAUGGAUACUAAGAGCUGUAACCAGGCAUGUCUAUGAGUGUGGUGACGUCAGUCCCGUUAAAGAAAAAACAUCCUGUCAAAGAUU
Pleuronectes platessa (European plaice) is the source of this 1214-nucleotide messenger RNA. It is a transcript of the gene psph, whose product is annotated as phosphoserine phosphatase. NCBI's taxonomy places the organism in Eukaryota, Metazoa, Chordata, Actinopteri, Pleuronectiformes, Pleuronectidae. Gene Ontology annotation, cellular component: cytoplasm. Gene Ontology annotation, biological process: L-serine biosynthetic process; dephosphorylation. Bases 116 to 796 code for a protein of 226 amino acids. The record is from RefSeq and is a predicted model, not a curated record. Gene Ontology annotation, molecular function: L-phosphoserine phosphatase activity; magnesium ion binding. The transcript has 6 exons.